AUGCACACAUUUCAAAGCGGGCGUCGAAAACUUGCUAAUUUUUUAGAAUAUGCAACUUUUGAACUUUCAUUCAUUUUCGGUUUAUUGCCAUUCAAACACGACAAUAGGACUGGAAAAUUUCGAUCAUCUAGAGCAGCGCUGAUUUACAGUUGCCUACUGAACUCAAUUAUUUUCUUUUGUUGUACAAAAUAUUUGCCCGAUAUAUCGAACGAUGAGUUGUUCAUACAAAAUUCACUGCUUAUCUUAAUAGACAAUACUAUGUCAUACAUCAAACACGGUGCGUGGGCUAUAAUAUUUUACAAAAUCUGGACCGGCAAACAUCUCUUGUUGCGGCUGUAUAGAGAAAUGGCGUCAAUAAAAAAGAUGUGCUUCAAAAUGGCGUUUAUCUGCAAUUUUGGCAGCAGCAGCAGCACUAAAGACAAACGGAUUAUAUGGAAAUUCAUUUUAAUGGUAUUGGAUAUAAUAUUCUUUCUCAUAACAAUGUUGACUUCUGACUUUAAGAAAGAUUAUCUUUACAUCUUUCUGAUAACUUGUGGUGUUGUGAUCUUAACUGAAAUCGAUUUGAUAAUGAAUCAAUUCUAUCACAACGUACUGUAUAUAAAUGAUGUUGUAACGGCCAUAAACAAUCAGCUACGUAGCCUGAGAACAAGCAAGCAUUUGGCAGCUAGUAAAAUUAAUGAACUAUUUUGUGUUUACAUACGUUUGAUGCGUCUGACGGCGAACUUAAUGGCUGCCUAUGAACAUCAGUUAUUUAUUAUUAUCUCAUGUAGACUUUUUAUUACUGUACAGAAAAUAUCCCAGAUUUGCCUGACGUUUGGCGGCAAAGAAUUGCAUUCCAAUACGAUGGGUGUUAUGUUUAUUCUACAUAUCGUAUUCUCAUUUUUGUUGAAACACUGGACUUUUAUGAACGCUUGCGAAUCGGUGCUUAGAUCUCAGCAGCAAACCGAAGCGGAGUUGCGAAAAUUUAAUAACUUAUGUAUUCUGAAUGCAGACCUAUCAAAGGAAUUAAAUACCUUCACAAUAUUUUGCGCUAUUCAUCGCUUUCGAUUUCCUCUGUGUGGAAUGGUCGAAAUAAAUUUCAUCACCGCACGAAAUUUGUGUACGCUGGUACUAACGGCAUUGCUCUGGUUGAUCCAAUUUCAGUUGGUCACGAACAAAGUUGGGCAUUAA
Rhagoletis pomonella (apple maggot) is the source of this 1170-nucleotide messenger RNA. Its product is annotated as putative gustatory receptor 22d. Gene Ontology annotation, biological process: sensory perception of taste. Gene Ontology annotation, cellular component: membrane. NCBI's taxonomy places the organism in Eukaryota, Metazoa, Arthropoda, Insecta, Diptera, Tephritidae. The transcript has 2 exons. The record is from RefSeq and is a predicted model, not a curated record. The coding region runs from base 1 to 1170 and encodes 389 amino acids.